GCUAGAUUUCUAGCCCAGUAUAGAUUUGAUGUAUCAAAGAUGGAACCAUUGGUUGCGAGGCCACAUUCCCCUGAUAAUCGUGCUUUGGCAAGAGAAUGCAACCAUGUGAAAAUUGACAGAGUAUACAUUGGAUCCUGUACUGGUGGAAAGACUGAAGAUUUUAUGGCUGCAGCAAAAGUUUUCUUAGCGGGUGGAAAAACUGUCAAAGUUCCUACUUUUCUUGUUCCUGCUACACAGAAGGUUUGGAUGGACCUGUACACACUUGAGGUACCUGGUUCAGGUGGCAAGACUUGUUCAAAGAUAUUUGAAGAAGCUGGAUGUGAUCAUCCAGCAAGUCCUAGUUGUGCUGCAUGUAUGGGUGGUCCAAGAGACACAUUUGGACGUUUGAAUGAACCCCAGGUUUGUGUCUCAACAACAAAUCGAAAUUUCCCUGGUCGGAUGGGGCACAUAGAAGGCCAGAUAUAUCUUGCUUCUCCGUAUACUGCAGCAGCAUCUGCACUAACUGGUUUCGUAACUGAUCCCAGGAAGUUCCUGUAGAUAAGCUACCAUGUGUAGACAGCAGUUUCUACCUACUUGGAAAAAUAAAUGAUAGAACUGGAAGGAUUUAUAUGCUAGAGACAGAAUCAUGCAUUUGGUAAAAAUGAGCUUGUAAGCAGGAUUUUUAAAACUACAGCAGUUGGAAAGUUGUCAAGAUAGAUUGGUAUGGUUGAUAAUGUUUACAGAACAAGAUAUACAUGCAAGGGUUUCUGUUGAAAUUCAUCUGCUACAUUACAACACAAGAAUAAUACCAUGCUUCUUAAUCAAUCACAGGGUGUGUUUUUCUUCUUCUUAUAGUUAAUUUCCUCAUGUUAUCAAGCAAGAAUUGUCAAUGAGUUGAGGAAUCUGAAACUUUUGAAAUUUGCCUCAUAAAUGCUUACUCAAGCAUGUUUAUUUAAGCACAAAAUAGUUGACUUGAGUACUUGACAUGUAUAUCCCAUGGAGAUUCAUAUA
Molecule: messenger RNA, 990 nt
Organism: Vigna umbellata (rice bean)
Lineage: Eukaryota; Viridiplantae; Streptophyta; Magnoliopsida; Fabales; Fabaceae
Source: RefSeq, a predicted model, not a curated record